UUAGUGAAUCGCAAGAAUCGGGAAGAGUGGACCAAUCGUGUGUGUUAGAUCGAAUCGAAUAAGCAAUCGAGAUGUCAACAUGUGAUUGAACAUCGAUUGAUUGAUGAACCGGAUCGACGUGGAAAAUCGACGUGUUCGACAGUGCGUAGGAAUAGAAGGUUGAUCGAUCCGACCUCUUCUGCAAGGAAUGGCUAUACAUCUUCAAGAGGUGGUGCGCUCAGAGGUGGAAGGUGGUCUAGCUGGACCAGCUAAUCCCAUACCUAGUCAGUUAAUAGACUGUGGCUGUGGACAGUUACCAUGCCCGAGAUUGGCAAGAUUCGCAACCAGACGACUUUUCGUUGGUCUGAUGUCAUGGGUUGGGCUGAUCCAAGCUGCUGCUUACGCCUACCUCCACGUGGUAGGACCCACGAUCACUAGGAGGUUCCAAUUUGACCCCUAUGUAAUGGAAUGGGUACUUAUAAUAUCAGAUUUAACACCUUUCGUUUUCGGAGUGAUAGUUGCUUACUGGGGUGACAGAAUUCACAGAGCAGCAUGGAUUGGAAGCAUGGUUCUUCUGCAGAGUGUUUCGUACUUUAUUAUGAUAAUUCCACACCUGACACAUCACACGAAAGUCAUUGAGGAAACUGAAAACAUGACACACAUGUCGAUAUAUGCAGAUGAUAGUCGAGAUCUGUGUUCAGAUAAUUCUGCCAGAAUUAUCGCACAUGAAGAUGUGCCCUGCUAUUUCACAUUCGCGACGAUCGUCGUUGUACAAAUUAUAUCUGGUAUAGCGAACAUUGCGUAUUUUGCAUUAGGUAUUUCUUAUUUAGACGACAAUACGAAAAAGAAACACAUAGCUGCUUUCAUUGGAGUCCUCAUAGCUGUAAAAAUCUUUGGUGUUCUUCUGGGAAGCUUCUUGGCGUGGGGUUGCCUUAGAAUCGACGCAGUGACACUCAGCCCUAUAGAGUCCUACAGAGAGCAAAUCGGCGCAUGGUGGUUAGGAUUACCAAUUCUCACAAUCCUGUUCAUAGUGCCUGGUUUACUUCUCUCGUGGUUCCCUCGAAUGUUACCAUCUGAGGUUGUCGAGAAGGCUGCAGCUUCGUUAUUAAGCAAUUCCGACAGACGAAGUCGAAUACCUCGCAGAAUGAUCAGUCAAAAGGUUGGAAGUUCUAAUUUUUGGCCAUCAUUGGGUAGACUCUUCAUUAAUAAAAUUUUUAUGUGCCAAGCCUUGGCUUGUACUUUUUAUGUUAUGGCUAUUGUAAACUUCGUGGGUUUCGAAAAUCUUAUUGCGCAAUCGCGAUUCUAUGUUCCGAAACCAACCGGAAUGUUACUCGGUUUCGAGGAUCCAAUGUCGUCGAGACUAAUAUCAAAUAUUCUAAAACCCAUCCUAGUUGGCUUAAUUAUAAUUAUUUCUGGUUUAGUAAUUGCGAAAGCAAAACCUAGUGCUAGGAGUAUCGUCGGUUACAGUAUUAUCGUUGUCCUUUUGGCAGCUGGAAUUAUUUUUUCAUUGACUGCUGCAACUUGUGAUAAGAAACCCAUUGUUGGAACUACUCAGAGAGGAUCUCUUGUUUUACUAAAAUAUUGCAACAAAAAUUGUGGUUGUUCGAACGAUGCUGAUUUUCGCCCUGUUUGCGAUACUAAAGGCACGUUUACCUUCUAUAGUCCUUGCCAUGCUGGAUGCACUUCCUCUCAACUUAGAAAUGAUAUAACAACUUACAGUGGGUGCAGUUGUGUAAAAGAAUUAAUGGGAACAGAAACUGUGGACGCGAUCGAUGGACCUUGUACUUCAAAUAGUUGUCAAAUCAGUUGGUUAGCUUUCGAGUUUGGAAUUCUGUUCGCAUAUAUUUUAAUUGCAACGGCAUUUGUGGGAGAUAUAUUGGUAAUGUUGAGAUCAGUCAACUCUCAAGACAAAGCUAUCAGUAUAGGACUUUGGUUGACAUUCUUUGCUAUAUUCGUGAAUGUUUCUGGGAAAAUUCUUUACGACACGAUAGCGAGACUAACGUGUCAGUAUUGGGGAACUAAAAGAACUUUAUGCCACCUACAUGACGGUUUCAAGCUUGGCAACUAUCUGUGUUACUUGACGGGUUCGCUAUUGGUUUUGUGCGUUAUAUUAAAGAUCUGUGCGUGGUUCUUUUGUCGGGACUUAAAGCUUUACAUUCCCAAAGAGGCAAAAACGACAUCGGGCACAGAAUUGAAAGAACUGACCCGUAAUCCUGAUGCUGCAGCUGAACAACCAAAGGAGCAAGUUGAAACCAACCAUGAAAAUCAAACAUCAAUACAAGUAGAAGUCACAAAUGAAGAUGCAAAGGAUCCAACUAAAUCUCUAACUGAGAACCAAUCCACACCAAAAGAGGAUAAAGAGACCAAAGAAUCGCCUCUGAAGUAUGGUCCUCUUGGACCUGGUGAUCGUCGAACAGAUUCCAAAUCUUCGCUCAACCAGACACCUGAGACUCAAAAAUCAAGAUAUCGGAACCUAGACUCGGAAGACGAAUUAAGUUCCACCGACGAAGAAGAUAAAAAGGAUUCGAGUCCAAAGGUAGCGUACAAACCUUUGGAUCUGGACUCUGAUGUAGAAAGUGACCUGAACCAGGUAGAGGCAAGAUCACGCAAGCGCAUCAUGGGGAAGGAAUACGAACCUGUCUACAACAGCGACUAUAGUUCUUCGAACAGAAGCUCACUCUUCAAACGCGAAUUCCCCAACCCGGAUAACUACGAGGAUCCAAGGCUAAAUAGAAGGCUGCGAUACAAGGACCAAAACGAGAACAUUGAUGGUUCCUCCAAGACCAGUAGUUUCGAAUUCUCUAGAAAGAGACAAGAUGACAAAGUACAGAAAAAAGGAGAUUUUAAUGAAGUCGGCAUACCUGUAGUGGAAUCCUAUGUUCCUGGUUCUGCUUUGAAAGGGGUGAAGUCGUUGAUCAAUCAAUACGAAUUAAACGUUGAUCAGGGGCCUGGAGGAGAUCAGGACUCAGUGAGAUCAGGGGAAAGUGGAAGUAUCCCAGAGAAUAAGACAGUCGGCGGUAUUCCGUUAGUAGCCAUGGCGUCCAAGAGACCUUCCUCCAGAGGUCAGUACUCUUCAGGGAUUAGUAACUUGGUAGAUAGCAAGAUUACAGAUAAUCGACCAGAAUCCCGAGAAAGCGUUAGCCCAAAAGCUUCUAGCAAGGGAAGCGUUGGAACAUUGCAUACCGAUUUCUAA
Messenger RNA from Eufriesea mexicana, 3172 nucleotides. RefSeq names its product solute carrier organic anion transporter family member 1A5. Gene Ontology annotation, biological process: sodium-independent organic anion transport; transmembrane transport. Lineage: Eukaryota; Metazoa; Arthropoda; Insecta; Hymenoptera; Apidae. The transcript is spliced from 10 exons. The record is from RefSeq and is a predicted model, not a curated record. The coding region runs from base 188 to 3172 and encodes 994 amino acids. Gene Ontology annotation, cellular component: basolateral plasma membrane. Gene Ontology annotation, molecular function: protein binding.